CUAGAGCGGGAGGCGGCGCUUCCGCCGUGGGAUUCUGAAAGGAAGUUGAAGCUUCUAUCGCUGCUGCUGGCGGUGGAUCCGUUGCGGUGCCACAAGAUGGCGGCGCUUCCUGUCCAGGCUCUGAAGGCGGCUGCUGCGCCGGCGGAGGAGCGAGAUCCCCGGUCGGAUCAUCCCCGCUACAGCCGUCUGUUGGCCUCUCUGGGCACGGCGGCCUCCCCGGAGGAGAUCCGGCAGCGCUUCGCCCCCUUCGGGGAGGUGGCGGACGUGUGGGUGAUGCGGGACCGGCCCUGCGGGGGGGAAGCCCUCGGUGCCGCCUACGUCAAGUACGCCUUGGCCUCGCAGGCCUGCAGGGCGGCCGAGGAGCUGGAGGGCAGGCGCUUCUCCCCGGAGGCCCCCAGGCCCAUGAAGGUGUGUAUCGCACAAAGGCAAACUACGGGAGGCACCAAAAACAUUGGAAUUCGACAGCUGACUCUAAUACAUGUCCAUGUUCCAGACUCCUUUACAGAGAAGCACCUGACGGAUACUUUUAAGAUCUAUGGAACUAUUGAUGUAUGCAUGAUCCUACAGAAGGAAAAUGAAGAGGUUGCAUACAUAAGGUUUUUAAAGGCAUCGCAAGCAGCCUUGGCAAUAGAAGAAUGUGACAAAAGGUUCAAAGCUGUUUGGGCUGAUGGUGAAACUACUCUCCCUGAAAUUUAUGAAGAGAAAAAAGAGAGCAGUGAAGUACAAAGAAGCAGCCUUUCUUCUUUGGUUUCAGGGUACAGCACCACUGGGCCUGACCUAGUAAACAAGCUUCCUGAAUACCAUGAACAUGAAUACAGUAAGGGUAGCAUGGAUUAUAGAACCCCUUUGCCCGAGUCUGUGACCAAGCAAAAUGAAUCAAGUUUGCAAUACUCCUACGUGAAUAACACAGAACAGGAAGCACAAUGCUACAGAACAGAACAGAGUAGCAUAUAUACCUCAGAUAAAUCCACAAAAUCCUCUGAAUGCAUUGUUAUGGGAGAGGAAACAAGCUACCAUAAAAUAAGGGAGAGGAACUUGCUUGCUUCAGCACAACCACCAAACCUUGCAUCUGUUGAGAGGAGGGACACAAAAAGCCCAGAAUCUGUUUCCAGGCGCUUGCUGGUAGUAUCAGAAUUCCCAUUUUCACGACAGCAGCUAUUCAACCUCUGUAAUCUUAUCCCAGGCUUGGAAUCUUGUGAAGUGUCUCAGGGUCUUUACAGUAAUCAUGCAUAUGCGGUGGUUCAGUAUAAUAAUGCUGCAUCAGCUAUCUAUGCCAAACAUAAACUGAAUGGUUUUGAAUACCCUUUUGGGAGCUGGCUACUUGUUACAUUCAUUGAAGGAGGAACAGGCAAAACUGACCUUCUCAGACGGACAGCAAAACGGAAACCUUCAUCAUUUCAACUUCUGGAGUCCUCUGAGACCCAGAGUUCUUCACCUUACCUCCAAACAGAUGCUGGGCUACCUUCAAGCAAAAGGAAAGCUCCCCUUGACUCUUAUGUGCGAGAAAGGCUUUUCAUUAUGUUCAGUCCUCAUCCUUUACCUCAAGACAUCUUGGAUAAUGUAUUAUGUCGGUUUGGAAAUUUUAUAAAUGUUUACCUCAUUCCUGGAGAAAACAUAGCUUAUGCUAUGUUUGCAGAGAGAGCAAGUGCUAGUGAUGCUAUAGCUGUGUUACAUGGGAAGACUGUGAAUGGUGUGAAGUUGAAGGUGAAAUUGGCAGAUUUGCCCAUAGAAGACUCCAGUAAACGCCAAAGGACAUUUUGACCAAGUGGGAGAGCUGGCUGUCUCUGUUGCCUAGACAAAGUCAGCGCUAGGAUCUGACUCCAGGAAGAGCAGCUUCUGAAACCAUCUGUAGAGAGGUCAUUCUAUAAAGCUCUUCUAUAUGUAGAGGAGUAAGCCAGAGGAAUGUGCCAUGAAAUGGGAAUUGCUGGGGAAAAGCCACAGUUUACUCCUAUCAAGCAAGAAGACUUGCCCUGCUGGCCUGGAAAACAGAGUCUUUUUGUCAGGAGCAUCUACUGAGAUGUAAUGCCACUUGUGUUUAAACAGAUGGGGCCAGAUGGGGCAGCAUGGUGUGCAGCAAAACAUAGUAGAUAAAGAUGCCCUUAUAGCACUCCUAUGAACAAAUCCACAGCAAUCAAAACUGAUGCUUAAUAUUUUUCCCCUUGAAAUUCCCCCCCCCUUGAAUUCAAGCUCUUUCUUUCUUAGUUUACUGCAUAAACACCUUGAGCUGUUCUCCCUUUCUUUCUUUCUUUCUUUCUUUCUUUCAUUAUGAAAAAAGAAAGCGCACAGAAACUGGGAUAUUUUUUAAAAAUUUUUCUUGAACUCUAUUUAGCGUUAGAUUAUUUUUUGGAAUCUGGAAACUGUAUCUCAGUGUCUCAGUAACAGUAAUGUAAUUUUAAAGUCUGCAUUGUGAAAUAAUUAUGAAUACAAUGAAUAUUUCUAUGA
Molecule: messenger RNA, 2442 nt
Organism: Sceloporus undulatus (fence lizard)
Lineage: Eukaryota; Metazoa; Chordata; Lepidosauria; Squamata; Phrynosomatidae
Product: RNA-binding protein 45-like
Molecular function (GO): RNA binding
Source: RefSeq, a predicted model, not a curated record